UUGGGGGCACAUGUAAUCCUGUUAAUGUCUCACACUGCGCUAUGCCAAUACACAAAGCUGAGGAUCCACGAUCGCAGGGAGUAACGGGCUGCAGUUCUGGAGAAUAUGAACUUUGCAAGUGUAAUUCCUCCCAUGGUUGGUCAUGGACGGGAACGCACCAUUGUGUGCGUGCGCGGAGGGAAGCCCAGGCUCCUCCUCGGACCCCCCCCCAAACCCCGCCAACCGCAGACAGCUCCCCAGGUACAGAGAUGCCUGGAAUCAAAGGAAGGGGGGCGCAGGGGAGCGAGGCCAGGGGUGUCCGCUUUUGUUUAGCAGAAAAAGGGGGUUUGUUCGUAACGGUCCGGGCUUUAAGCGGAGCCGCGCCACCCCAGAGCUUGACUCUGGAGAGCUGUGGGAUGGGAUCAGAGGACGGAUCAGCGGAGCGUCCUGCACACAGUCCCGCCAAAGCUGCGCGGAGCGAGCGCAUCCACAGCCCUGACGCGCACCUGGGGUCUGCAGAGGACGACGGCUCUGGAGCUUCUGACUGAAACGGCCGCAGGAAAAGUCUCCUGGUUCUGCAAGCGCGCCAACGCACCCGCGCAGCAGUGCUGACAUCCUGACUUUCAAGGACAUUUUCUUUAUUUGCCCUAAAGGACUAGAAAGGAUGUCAGGUGUGAGCGCAUGCGCCUUAUGCCCGUCUCUUUGAUCUACAGCGGAUUUGAAAGAAAUAAUAGCCGUUUUUAUAGUGAGUUCAGACUUUGGAAGUCUUUUUUACUCCAUUCAUGAUGAGAGCCGUACCAUGUAGCUAUGUGUUUCUGCAUUUAUUUGCCUUCUGCCACUAUGCACAGGUAACCAAUCAGUCCCCGCCUAAUUUCACGCAGCAUGUAAGCGAGCAGAGCAAAGCGACGGACCACGUCAGCCGCCGGCUGAUACGCGUCUACCAGCUGUACAGCCGGACCAGCGGCAAGCACGUGCAGGUCCUGUCCAACAAGAAGAUCAACGCCAUGGCCGAGGAUGGAGAUGUGCACGCAAAGCUCAUCGUGGAGACGGACACAUUUGGGAGUCAAGUGCGCAUCAAGGGAGCCCAGACGGGCCUUUACAUCUGUAUGAACAAGAAGGGGAAGCUCAUUGGCAAGAAAAACGGACAGAGCCGUGACUGCAUCUUCACCGAGAUUGUUCUAGAAAACAACUACACCGCGUUGAGGAACGCCCACUACAGUGACUGGUACAUGGCAUUUACUCGCCGUGGGCGACCUCGAAGAGGCUCACAAACUCGCCAGCACCAGCGUGAGGUCCAUUUUAUGAAAAGAUUGCCAAGGGGGCAGCAAGUCAUCCACUCAAGCCAACAUAGGCCUUUCGACUUCAUCCACUCGUUAGUUAGUCAAAGGACUAAACGCACACGAUACUCCUCAGAGCUCAGACAACCAUAAAGACAGAGACAGACUAAAUUAUUUACCACUACACUUGUUCUUUUUCUCCAAAAUGGGACGUUUUGUACUAUAUCAGUAACUUAUUUUCAAGUCUUCUUGAAGUAAGGAAAGUUGUAAUAUAAAACCUCAAAUCUGUUUUUGUAUUCCACACUUUUAGCACCGACACUUGAAGGACAAAUCAAAGUAAGCCAAGUCAUUGGAUGCAAAAGGUCCACUCCAUGACUCAUCCUGAUUGUUUUGCAUGUUAUUAUGAGCAGCAGAGGUAUUUCUUGGACUGUUGCCCAAUGCUCAAGGAGACUUGAAGAGGACUAUUGCAGAGGGAAUGCUGUUUUCAGAGACAUUGCCAGAUGCUGCACUGUGAAGCUUGGGGGCUGAGAAACAUUUCCCUCCUUCUGCACUGGGAUCAUGGGACAUCUUUCCUGAAAACGACCUCUGCUUGAGUCUGGAGUGAUGGAGCAUUGUGGCAAAAACACCACCCAAUCAAGUGCUGACUCAACUGUCAAAGCCUCUGCCACUACUUUUGUGUUCUUGGUUCUUAUACAAAUGUGCUUUUAUAAAAAUAUAGAAUUAUUUUUUUUAAAUUUUAGAAUGUGUAGAGUAUUUUUCAAAAGAAAUAUUUAUUACAAAUGUUAAAUAAAUACACAUUAGAAUACUGGUA
Molecule: messenger RNA, 2067 nt
Organism: Oryzias melastigma (Indian medaka)
Lineage: Eukaryota; Metazoa; Chordata; Actinopteri; Beloniformes; Adrianichthyidae
Gene: fgf8a
Product: fibroblast growth factor 8a
Exons: 5
Coding region: 762-1409 (215 amino acids)
Biological process (GO): positive regulation of gene expression; embryonic heart tube development; limb morphogenesis
Cellular component (GO): cytoplasm
Molecular function (GO): type 1 fibroblast growth factor receptor binding; growth factor activity; type 2 fibroblast growth factor receptor binding
Source: RefSeq, a predicted model, not a curated record